UCCAGUCGGAGUAGUCGUGCGGGUUCAAAGACUAGUUUCAGCUAACAUUGUGCGCAACAGUGUUUUAGCUAUCCAUGCUGUUAACGCUAGCUUAGUGGGAUGAGUUCUUGGAAGCAGCUAACGCUAUCUUAAAUCAAACGCCAGGCAGCUACAUGUUCGGAUUUUCCUCUUUGUUAAAAUAUGAAAUUGGAAGACCUCAGUUUGGAUGAGUUCCUGCUGUCAGCUUUAGACUCUGCGGGUGAAGAUGACGAAGAAGAGACUCAAAAACAGAAUGGACUCAAUAAAAACAAAUCAGCAGCCUUUACGACAGAUGAUGACAAGAAAGGUAAGGCCUCUCAGCACAAGGAGCAGCUGUCCAGGUUAAAGAACAAAGACCCAGAGUUCUACAAGUUUCUGCAAGCAAACGACCAAACGCUGCUAAACUUUGAUGACACAGACAGCUCUGAGGACGAGGAUGAGAAGAAGUAUCACAAAUUGCCCUCCGCACUGGAGGAGGCCGGCUCUGGUGACGAUGACGACGCCGACGAAGAAGAAGAUGAUGAUGAUGAUGAUGAAGAGGGUUCGAAAGCUUCGAAGAAAUCCAAGAAGGCAGUGGAGAUAAUCAAAGUCACAGACAAAAUGAUUGAAGAGUGGAAAGCUGCGAUGAAGGAGGAACCCACAACGCGACUCUUCAGAGAAGUCACCCAGGCCUUUAAAGCUGCCGUGGCUACAACCAAGGGCGAAGGAGGGGCUCAGUGUCGCUACAAAGUGGCCGACAGUUCAGUGUUCAACGCCCUGGUCCUAUUCUGUAUCAGAGAUGUCUACGUAGCCCUGCAGAGGAUGCUCAACCUGAAACCAGAUAAAGACCAGAAAAAGCUAGUGCUCCCAUCGUCUAGUCCAAAGUGGCAGAAGAAUCAGGUCGACAUCAAGAUGUAUCUCGGUGGAGUAGUUCAGCUGUUAUCCUGUCUGACAGAGGCCACAGUCAUCAGCGCUGUCCUGCGACACGCCAACCAGCUUACACCUUAUUACCUUUGUCUACCCAAACAGUGUCGUCACCUAAUUAAGCAACUGAUGAAGCAGUGGAGCACCGGGGAGGAGACGAGUCGGGUUCUCGCCUUCCUGGCCCUCAACAAAAUCUGCAGACACAAGCAGGAAACGUAUCUUAACCCUAUUCUCAAGCAAAUGUACAUUUCCUACGUACAAAACUGUAAGUUCACAUCUCCCAAUGUGCUGCCCAUGAUCAACUUCAUGCAGCGAACUCUAACAGAGAUGUACUCCCUGGACACACAAGUCACCUACCAGCACGCCUUCAUCUACAUCCGACAGCUGGCCAUCCACCUCAGGAACGCCAUGACCAUGAAGAAAAAGGAAACGUACCAGUCGGUGUAUAACUGGCAGUAUAUCCACUGUCUGUCCCUCUGGUGUCGGGUCCUCAGCAUCUUGCAUCCCAGUGAUGUACUCCAGCCGCUCAUCUACCCACUCUGCCAAGUCAUAAUCGGCACCGUGAAACUAGUGCCCACAUCACGGUACUACCCUCUGAGGAUGCACUGUUGCAAAGACCUCACCCUGCUGUCCAGCAGGACCAACACAUUUGUACCCGUGCUGCCUUUCCUCUUGGAGAUCAUCCAACAGGUGGACUUCAACAAGAAACCAGGGCGAAUGAGCAAAAAACCCAUCAACUUUGCAGUCAUCCUGAAGCUUAGCAAGGUCAACCUAAUAGAGAAAGCCUAUAAGGAUGGGUUGAUUGACCAGCUGUAUGACCUGAUACUGGAAUACUUCCACACUCAGGCCAGCUCCAUCGGCUUCCCAGAGCUCGCCCUGCCCACCGUCAUUCAGCUGAAAGCGUUCCUGAAGGAAUGCAAAGUGGCCAAUUACUGCAAGCCAGUGCGCCAGCUGCUGGAAAAGGUACAGGAGAACAGCAGCCACAUCACAGGACGGAGACAGAAGGCCGCCUUCGGAGUGGCCGAUGCCACCGCUGUGGCGGCCUGGGAGAAGCAGAUGAAGGAGGAGGGCACUCCCCUCACUAGGUACUACAGCCAGUGGAAGAAGCUGAGGGUGAAGGAGAUCCAGCUGGAGAUCUCUGGCAAAGACGGGAUGGAGGAUCUGGAGCUCCCUAACAUCAAACGUAGGAAGCUUCAGGAUAAGAAGGUGGAGGACAAGAAGGAGUUCACGAAUCAGUCUGACAGCGAAUCAGACAAAGAUGACGGACAUCUCAAAAUCAAAGGGAAGAAGAAGUGCCUCCGUGGGUCAGAUGAUGAUGAUGAUGAUGAUCUUGAUCUGUCUGACAUGAGCGAUGACGAGGGUGGAGACUCAGAUGAUGACGACGACGAAGGGGCCGCCACUGUUCCUGAGCCAAUGUCCUCCGCUGCUCUGAUAAAGCUGGCAGAGGGAGACGAGGAUCUGGUGGAGGACCUGGAGCUGUCUGAUGAUGACUGAGGUUCAUGGAUGCGCACACUUAAGCUCUCCACCUUAACAACCAUCUAUAUUUAGAAUAAUAUUGUACUUUUUGCCAUUUUCCUUGCUUUUGAAUGUUGUAUUACUUCACCUGUACAGUACAAACAUGUACUAAAAUAUUAAAGAAUCCAGAUUGUUUCCUUAA
Cottoperca gobio is the source of this 2578-nucleotide messenger RNA. It is a transcript of the gene noc2l, whose product is annotated as NOC2-like nucleolar associated transcriptional repressor. Gene Ontology annotation, molecular function: histone binding; transcription corepressor activity. The transcript has 18 exons. The coding region runs from base 181 to 2415 and encodes 744 amino acids. Gene Ontology annotation, biological process: negative regulation of transcription by RNA polymerase II; ribosomal large subunit biogenesis. Gene Ontology annotation, cellular component: nucleolus; Noc2p-Noc3p complex; nucleoplasm. The record is from RefSeq and is a predicted model, not a curated record. NCBI's taxonomy places the organism in Eukaryota, Metazoa, Chordata, Actinopteri, Perciformes, Bovichtidae.